Molecule: messenger RNA, 654 nt
Organism: Miscanthus lutarioriparius
Lineage: Eukaryota; Viridiplantae; Streptophyta; Magnoliopsida; Poales; Poaceae
Source: the annotation of a GenBank genome assembly
AUGGGCGACGCCGGCGAGACGCGGUCGCUGCGGCUGGCCGCCACCGCGAGGAAGUGGCUGGAGGACGUCAGCAUCGACCGCGAAGGCCACGUCCACCCCGCCGUAGCUAGCGGGGGGCAGGCGCUCGCCGUGCCCGCGACUGCUGGCGCCCGCGUCUCGCUGGCCGAACCCGGCCGCGUCAUCUGCUCGCUCCGCGUGCGCGCGCCGCUCACCGUGCGUUGCCUUGCCUUGUCUGCCGACGCGACGUCGUCGGCCUCCGCACGCGAGCGCGCGUCUUGGAUGCUCUCUGAGCCCGGAUCUGACCUGGUGCUUUCUUGUUCACGCGCGUUCGCGCGCAUGCAGGACGCCGGGGGGAGGUGGCACGCCGGGGCCAUCGCGGCGGCGGCGGACAACGUGUGCGCGGCGGCCGUGUUCACAGUGCUUGGCGCGGACGUGCUCACCGUCCAGUACGGCCUGUCCUACUUCUCGCCCGCCCAUCACGACGAGGAGGUGGAGAUGGACGGGCGCGUGGUGGGCCGGAAGGGGAAGCUGGUGGCUGUGACGGUGGAGGUGCGGAAGAAAGAGUCCGGCGAGCUGGUGGCAAUCUGCAGGCAGUGGAUGGCACCUAUCCAGCUGACAACAAAGUGCAACACAAGCACAAGUAGCAAGCUCUGA